UUGGCAUUAAAUUUGCGCGUAAAAAGAAUGCCAAUUUCCGUAUAAUUGCCAUAAAAUUCUAAAAACUUAUUUGCUAACUUGCAGCAGUUAGCCCGCGGCAUCAUACUUAUAUCGAACGUAAGCGAUUUGUUGUAGGAAAACGUAAUUUUCCUGGUGCGGAACAACAAUUGUGCGUUUUCUUUUGUUCGUUUCAUUCGUUGUCGCUCUGUCGUCGUGCGCUUGAUUGACUUUUCCGAAAGCGAGUGCAAAGCGUGGAAUAUUUAGCAAAUAUUUAACAAUAUAUUUAUAUUUGUUGUAAAUAACAUUUGAUUACAAUGAGAACAUAUUAUUUGCGCAUAGUUUUAAGUCCGUCUGCAAGCAACGGAAGUCAUUAAUCAUUUUAAUAGCAGCUGCGGCGCUUCGGUAUCAAAAGCAGAAAAGAAAAAAAACAGUCGAGAAACAAACAGAGAAACGAAACUGAAACUGAAACAGCAGCAGAAACAGGCGCCGUUGUUGGCUGCUGACCGUUCCAUAUGGUUAGCAAGUGCAGGAGUCGAGAGCCUGUUUUUAUAAAUGCCAAUGCCAAUUUUUGUGCCAGUGUGCGUGUGAAUUGCAGCUACACACAAACAAAUAAACUCACACAUACACAUAAAAGUAUACGAAUAAACAAUUGAGCGCAACAGAGACAACAGCAAAACAUAUACAAUGAAUCCAGCCGAGCUCCGUAUGAUGUGGAUGAGUAGCCAAUAUAAUUCGGAACGCAUAUCACUCGAAGAGGCUGCAACGCUGUUAGGACAUCCCACAGUUGGACUCUCUGUUAUGGAGGAUAUGACACAUCAGCCCACUUUGGAUAUGAAUCCCAUGAUGAGCAUUGUGGGGGGCGUGCAGCCGGGCACGUUGAUAGCCACAAAUACAAACAAUUUGUAUGGCUUUGCGCACAUGGGCGGACUGCAGCAGCAGCUGUUGCAGCAAUCUGCCGCCGCAGCAGUAUUUCAAAAUUAUGCCGAAGUGCUGGAUGCAGAUAAUAGCGGUGUGGCGCUAAUGGGCGUGGACGGCGGCACGCUCGACGAUGAGCAACAGCAGCAGCAGCAGGUCUAUGGCCAAUUGGAUGAUGGCUAUGACGAUGGCGGCGCCAGCGGUGGCAUGGGAGAUCUGGAGCCCAAGCAGGAGAUUAUCAACAUUGAUGAUUUUGUUAUGAUGAAUGAGGAUAAUAACUCCUAUGAUGGCACUGACUUUAUGACCUCCUCCGACAAGGAUGUCUCACAAUCCUCCAGCAGCUGCAUGACCAAUAUGCCAGGACACGAUCUGCUCGUGCCCCUUGGCGAUGGCCUGCUGCAGCACAAGCUGCUUGGAACCACACAUGCCUUAAUCAACAGCGCCAAUGUUAGCAACACGCUAGCGGGCAACAGCAAUGCCUUUGGCAAUAUGCUGCUCACGGAGCAGCAGCAACAGCAGCUCAACAGUGCAGCUGCAACUGUCAGCAGUAGAGCCAUGACUGCCUCAAGCAAAAGUCAAGCCGGCAGCAGUGCGGCCACAUUGCGAGCCCAGCGCAAGACGCGCAAGAUUGAGCCCGUGAAUAGGCCAGGACUUGUGCUAAAGACUCCAAUUGCAUACAAGGGCAACAUUGAUCCAUCCGUGAUACCAAUACAAAAAGAUGGCAUGGCUGUCUGCGAGCGUUGUGGCGCCAUUGGAGUGAAGCACACAUUCUACACCAAAUCGCGUCGCUUUUGCAGCAUGGCCUGUGCCCGUGGAGAGCUUUACUCGCUGGUGAACAACAAAAUGGAUACGGCGGGCAGCUCUCCUGCGCCGGAAUCUGAACAAAGUGGUGCGUUAGAUGCCGCUGGCCUGGCGCAAGAUGCCACAGAGGAUCAGCAGCAGCAACAGUCGGAUAUUGCGCUAGCUUUGCAGGCAGCGCACAUCAAACAGGCCAAUUAUCGUUUUCGCAUAACGGAUCAGUCGAAGAUCACACAACUGAAUGGUUAUGGUGAGCCCAUGUCGUUGGGUGGAGACGCUGCUGCGCAUAAUGUGCAAAUGGCCACGGAUGAGACCAUAGCGGCGUUGAAUGGCGGCGCUGUGGGCGAUGCAGCAGCGCCGGCAGCGGAAGCCAAUGGCAGUGGCGGCUACUUGGGUGCAGCGCCUACGCCCAAGGCAUUGCGUCUAUUCCGCGAUGUCUUUCCGCAGGAUGAGCUGCCACAAAUACCCAAAUACGAACGUCUUCCAGCGCCGUGUCCCCAGAUGGAAAAGAUAAUCAGCAUACGUCGGCGCAUGUACGAUCCAACGCAUUCGUACGAUUGGCUGCCGCGUCUGGCCAAGUCGGACUUUCUGGCGGCGCCUGUCACCUGCUUUCCACAUGCGCCCGGCUACGAGGUGUGGGAUAAUCUGGGCGUGGGCAUGAAGGUCGAGGUGGAGAACACAGAUUGCGAUAAUAUUGAAAUUAUACAACCUGGACAAACGCCCACGUCGUUUUGGGUGGCGACCAUACGCGAAAUCAAAGGCUACAAAGCUCUGAUGAGCUACGAGGGCUUUGAUACCAAUUCCCAUGACUUUUGGGUGAAUCUCUGCAAUGCCGAGGUGCAUUCGGUGGGCUGGUGUGCCACACGUGGCAAGCCGCUGAUACCGCCGCGCACCAUUGAGCACAAGUACAAGGAUUGGAAGGAGUUCCUUGUGGGCAGCUUGUCUGGAGCACGCACACUGCAAUCGAAUUUCUACAAUAAGAUUAAUGAUAGCUUGCAGUCACGCUUUCGCCUGGGCUUGAAUCUCGAGUGCGUGGACAAGGAUCGCAUCUCACAGGUGCGUCUGGCCACCGUAACCAAAAUUGUUGGCAAGCGGCUGUUUCUGCGCUACUUUGACUCGGACGAUGGCUUCUGGUGUCACGAGGAUUCGCCCAUAAUACAUCCCGUGGGCUGGGCAACAACAGUGGGUCACAAUCUAGCGGCGCCACAGGAUUAUCUGGAGCGCAUGUUGGCUGGUCGCGAGGCCAUGAUUGAGGUGCAUGAGGAUGAUGCUACCAUCGAGCUGUUCAAGAUGAACUUUACCUUUGAUGAAUACUUCUUGGAUGGCAAGACGAACGGCUUUGUGGAGGGCAUGAAACUGGAGGCAGUGGAUCCACUUAAUCUCUCCUCCAUUUGUCCAGCUACUGUUAUGGCCGUGCUGAAGUUUGGCUACAUGAUGAUACGCAUUGAUUCCUAUCAGCCGGAUGCCUCAGGGUCGGAUUGGUUCUGUUAUCAUGAGAAAUCACCGUGCAUCUUUCCGGCGGGCUUUUGCAGCUCCAACAAUAUACUGGUGACGCCGCCCAAUGGCUAUGAGACGCGCACCUUUACCUGGGAGGGCUAUCUGCGCGAGACGGGCGCAGUGGCUGCUGGUCCACAUUUGUUUCAUCGCAUGGUGCCCGAUCAUGGCUUUGAGGCGGGCAUGAGCUUGGAAUGCGCCGAUCUCAUGGAUCCACGCUUAGUGUGCGUGGCCACAGUGGCGCGUGUUGUGGGUCGCCUGCUCAAGGUGCACUUCGAUGGCUGGACGGAUGAGUAUGAUCAGUGGCUGGAUUGCGAAUCCGCUGAUAUUUAUCCAGUGGGCUGGUGUGUGCUGGUGGGUCAUAAGCUCGAGGGACCGCCGCGCAUGACGCAGCAGCCGCAACUGAAGCCGGCGCCCAAGCCGAAGGUGCAGCGCAAGCGCAAGACCAAAAAAGGCGCCAAUGGCGCCAAUAACAAACAACAGCAGCAACAGCAUGACAAUCAAACGCAGUCUGCCACAGUAAAGACGCGCACAAUUGCCUUGAAGACGACGCCGCAUUUGCCUAAGCUAAGCAUAAAGCUGGAAUUGAAGCCCGAGCAUCACAAUGCUGCCUUUUAUGAGAACAAUCAGCCCGACGAGGAUGACGAGGAGGAUGGCCUAGCCGAGGAGCUGGAUGACAAUGAUGCCGAUGCCGAUGCCGAUGGCGAUGGCAGCACCAGUCAUCACUCGGAGCAGUCCACCAGCCACUCGUCGGAGUAUGCCAGCAGGACUGCCGCGACGCCGCCAGUCGCCAACAAAUCAAUGGUAACAAAAAAAUCUUCUACUACUAAAUCUCCUGCGCCACCAACUGUGGGUCGCAAGGCAACUAGCUACAUUGCGAACUCGGCGGUGAGCAACAGCAAGUACAUUCCGCGUCUGGCUGACAUUGACUCGAAUGAGGCGCAGUUGGAGCUAAUGCCGGACAGCUGGAACGUCUAUGAUGUGUCACAAUUUCUGCGUGUCAACGACUGCACUGCGCACUGCGAUACGUUCAGUCGCAAUAAGAUCGAUGGCAAGCGUCUGCUGCAGUUGACCAAGGACGAGAUCAUACCGCUGCUGGGCAUGAAGGUGGGGCCGGCGCUGAAGAUCUCCGAUCUGAUAGCACAGCUCAAGUGCAAAGUGAAUCCCAGCAAGUCGCGAUCCCACAAGACCAACAAGUCGCCGUUUUUAUAGUGCGGCAUCGGAAUUUUAUCCAAUACGAAAUUCAAACUUAUUUCAACAAAGCCAAGCGUAGUUGUAACUAAUUUUUUUUCAACUGAAACAAAUGUUUUCGCUAUGCGUGUAUGUUUUGAUUGUACAGCAAUAAUAUGCUGAUAUAUAGUAUAUAUACAUUGUGUAUAUAACUGAUUAUGUAGUACAUAGGAUGGAAGUAUUUUUGUUAGCACUUGAAAUCGAAACACAACCGUUGCCUAGAAUGGAUUCUCACAUAAUCCAUAAUACAGUUUGUAUAACUAACUCAAGUCUCUCACAGCGCGUUAUUUUAUAGCAAUUGGAAUAAGCAAAAGGCGCUGUAGUGUUGUUAACACAAGUCAAAGUUUUUAUAUAAAGCAGCAUUAAUAAUUAUUUUAUAAGCUGCGCGCAUAUUUUUUUAUAAACAAAAAGCGAAAGCCAACACUACAGUGCAUAUAUUUGUAUAAUUCAGCCUAAGCAUAAGUUAUAUAGUAGCUACACACAUAAUAUAUGUAUGCUUAUAUAUAUAUUAUAUAUAUAUAGGUUUGUUAACUGUACAUAGGAUCUGUACGCUCUUAUCAAUCAGCGAUGAACCAACCCCCAAGCAAAGUAAGGCAGCAUUGUAGGAUCCAGUUAAGCGAAAAAGCACUAUGCUCCCUAGUUUCUAAGCCACCCACCACCACCCCACAUACUCCAUAACCACAUCCUCAUGCAGCGCUCGCCCACACAAAAUUGCAGCAAUUGGAAACCAGCGUUUAUACUAUAUGAAUGACUAAUUUUUGAAGCAAAAGUAUUGUAAGCAAAACAAAUGUAUGUAUCAAGAUAAGCUUAAGAUAACAGCUAAUGUCGAAAACACAUACUUAAUAAAAAAAAAAUCCGCAUUGAAAAUUGCAAA
Molecule: messenger RNA, 5311 nt
Organism: Drosophila busckii
Lineage: Eukaryota; Metazoa; Arthropoda; Insecta; Diptera; Drosophilidae
Gene: Sfmbt
Product: polycomb protein Sfmbt
Exons: 7
Coding region: 685-4419 (1244 amino acids)
Biological process (GO): heterochromatin formation; regulation of DNA-templated transcription
Cellular component (GO): nucleus
Molecular function (GO): zinc ion binding
Source: RefSeq, a predicted model, not a curated record